GCCCCGUGCCUCUCGCCUCAUCUUCAUUCACCUUUGCCUUCUUCUACUCCUCACUCCCCGCACCGGCAACCUCCUACACCCGCCCCAUCCUCAUCUCGGCCCCUGCAGCCCUCCCCGCCCCACACACCAGCCCUGAAAGCGCCCCCGCCGCCUCCACCGCCACCACCGACGUGGCCGUGGUGCCGCAGUUUGAGGCGGAGGUGGAGCGCGUGGCCGCUGAGCCCGCCGUGGCCCCCGCGCCCCUCACCCUGUACGAGGACAGCUUCUUCUCCCGCUCCCUCAGCGCCUCGGACAUGCUGGACCUGGACAGCGACGAGCUGGAGCUGCCUGGCGGCGCCGCGCCCUUCUCCUUCGACCCCCUGGUCGACUGCGUGGUGCCGUCGUUUGCCGACGACCUCGCCCCCGCCGCCGGCGACCGCUACAGCUUCCAGGUCCCCUCCUACAACGCCCAGCAGAGUUCCUUCAUUCCUCAGCAGCCCAACUACAUGCCCGCCUACGUGCGCCAGCAGCAGCCCGGCAAGCUGGUGCCCCUGGGCGGCACGAUGGCCAAGCCGGCCGCCGUGCCGCAGCAGCGCACCCCCGAGGAGGAGGCUGAGGAGGCGGCGCGCGUGGCACGCCACCGCGAGCGCCAGCGCAAGAAGCGCAACUUUGGCCGCGCCGUGCGCUACCAG
Messenger RNA from Chlorella variabilis, 671 nucleotides. Its product is annotated as expressed protein. NCBI's taxonomy places the organism in Eukaryota, Viridiplantae, Chlorophyta, Trebouxiophyceae, Chlorellales, Chlorellaceae. The record is from RefSeq and is a predicted model, not a curated record. The transcript has 3 exons. The annotation marks the transcript as partial.